Messenger RNA from Leptinotarsa decemlineata (Colorado potato beetle), 1391 nucleotides. RefSeq names its product DNA (cytosine-5)-methyltransferase PliMCI-like. NCBI's taxonomy places the organism in Eukaryota, Metazoa, Arthropoda, Insecta, Coleoptera, Chrysomelidae. The record is from RefSeq and is a predicted model, not a curated record.
AGGGGAAGUUCACACCAUCUGAUGUCACGAAGCGGUGAUACCUAUCCAAUAACAUCAUCGCUUUUCUCUUCGACGAAAUUCGCUAUGAAAUGGGUGGUGAGCAAGUGGUUGUUGGUCGAGAACCCUGUAUAACCACCACAAUGAAAACGAUGAUAUCAUUCGGACAAACACAUGCAUAUUCGCUACUACCGAUAGGAUGGGGUCUUGAUAUUGAGAAAGACCUAUCCGCCGCAAAUGCAUAUAAAAUGAACAAUCCUGAUUGCAAGGUUUUUUCCCAAGAUUGUAAUGAUUUGUUGAAAAUGGUACUCAACGAGCAAGGUAAAGAAAUAGGACUGCCUUGUAAAGGAGACGUAGAAAUGAUGGUAGGAGGACCGCCAUGUCAAGGAUUUUCAGGCAUGAAUAGGUUCAACGUCGGCCAGUAUUCCGUAUUUAAAAACUCCCUCAUUGUGUCUUACCUCAGUUACUGCGAUUAUUACAGGCCUAAAUAUUUUAUAUUAGAAAAUGUAAGGAAUUUCGUAUCUUUCAAAAAAAGUAUGGUGCUCAAAUUGACCUUGAGAUGUCUUCUUGCGAUGGGCUAUCAAGUAACUUUUGGUGUUUUACAAGCCGGGCACUAUGGAGUACCCCAAACGAGAAGAAGGCUCAUUUUAAUGGCUGCCGCACCAGGUUUCAUUCUACCUAAAUACCCAGAACCCAUUCAUGUGUUCAACAGAAGAGGUUGUAAGUUGUCAUUUGUGGUGGACGGAGGCCGUUAUUCCAAUGGAUGUGACUGGACAGAAUCAGCUCCUUAUAGGACGAUCUGUGUUAGAGAUGCAAUGUCAGACCUACCUGAAAUCAGCAAUGGAUGGAGCAAAAGUGAAAUGCCCUAUGACAGUAAAGCAGUUUCGCACUUCCAAAAGAUGAUGAGAGAAAGUGACGAAAGGAUUAUGGUAGAAGAUCACAUUUGCAAAGAGAUGUCACCCAUCGUUGAGUCAAGAAUAUCUCACAUACCAGCUUACUCUGGCGCUGAUUGGAGAGACUUGAAGAAUAUAUCUGUGAAGCUAAGGGACGGAUUUUCAACAAAUAUUUUGAGAUAUCCUUAUCGGGUCAAGAAACAGAAGAAAACUGAUCCUCCAAGAGGCGUAUGUCAAUGUGCUACUGGAGCCAAGUGUGAUCCAUCAGACAGGCAAUUCAAUACAUUGAUACCGUGGUGCUUACCACAUACUGCUGACCGUCACAACCACUGGGCAGGGUUAUACGGUAGAUUGGAAUGGGAUGGGUUUUUUGGUACCACAAUUACCAAUCCAGAGCCAAUGGGAAAACAAGGAAGGGUGCUUCACCCAGAACAGAGUAGGGUUGUUAGCGUACGAGAAUGCGCUCGUUCUCAGGGUUUCCCAGUAACAAAAUCAAAUUAA